This is a messenger RNA of Ruditapes philippinarum (Manila clam), 3069 nucleotides long. RefSeq lists its product as uncharacterized. Lineage: Eukaryota; Metazoa; Mollusca; Bivalvia; Venerida; Veneridae. Gene Ontology annotation, cellular component: PRC1 complex. The record is from RefSeq and is a predicted model, not a curated record. Gene Ontology annotation, molecular function: promoter-specific chromatin binding. Gene Ontology annotation, biological process: negative regulation of transcription by RNA polymerase II. The coding region runs from base 74 to 1906 and encodes 610 amino acids. The transcript has 10 exons.
AUUAGGUACAUUGUGUUUGAACUCGACUGUAAAUUAUCUGCGGGGGAAAUAUCAAAUAUCAUUUGGUGCCAUAAUGGACCGUUUAAUGGAAUAUACAUCUAACAGUAGUAACUCUAUUAUGAGUAUUGAUAAAAGUGACACUAACCAAAGCAUUGAAGAGAAAAAUCUUACAGAAGAAGAAAGCAAAGUUGUCAAAACUGAAAAGACAAAUUUAAGGAAUUUUGCAGAGGUAUCUGAAAAAGGGGACAUAAAAAUUGAUACAAAUGAAACAAACCCUAUCGGUUCAGUUGAUCAGAAAACAGAAAACAAGAUUAUAAAUAUAGAUGAUGAUUACGAUCUCAAAGAGCUGAAUAGUGAUGUCUUGUCAAAGCAAAUGUCAAAUGUUGUGACACAAUUAGAAAAACAAGUCAUAGAUGAUUCAGGAAAGAAGGAGAGCUCCUUGUGUACAAAAAAGUCAUAUAGUCACAAAACUCACCCUAUGGCAAUAGAUUUGACUGAAACUGUAGAAGUGAAGGGCAGGAAUACAGAAUCAAAAGAUCCAAGCAAUGUUGAUAGUGACAUUAAUAAGGAAAUUCAAAGUAAAGAUACGGAUGAUGUUGAAGGUAAUCAGGAUAUAAAGCAAGACAACAGGUUUAAUGAUGUUCAAAUAAAAGUUAUAGAUGUACCCGAUGAUGAUGACUUGUUUGACUUUCUCAAGCAUCCAGGUGACACUGAUCUUGUUGGCAAUUCUAGCAACCAUCCAGAUGAUAUUGAUGACACACCUAAUAUAAGUGAUGCUGAGGAGAAACAAGAACAAGAUGACAUACAGAAACGUGAGCUAUAUCGUUUCCUAACAGCCAAUGAUCCUACACAGAUUCAUUCAAAUGAAGUGACGCCGUAUCAGUCAGGAGACGAGAACAAGUAUGACAGUGAAUCUAGUGGUAGAUCUAGAUCAACAGAAGAUUUGUCCAGUGAAUCUGAAAAUGAUCGCGCAGAAUCAGUACAGCAACAAAAUAUGGAGGAAAUGGAAAGCCGGCCUGAGACUCCUAUAUAUGAGGAGCAAUUAGAGACACCUGUCAGAGUGAGACGCAAACCGGGUCGGAAACCUCAAACAGACAAACCAUCGAAGAAACCCAAACUUGCACCGGGAGAACUGACUGAAAGAACUUUAGAAAGGCUGGAGAAGUGUAAAGUUGCUACACACAAAUGGUUAAAAGAUUUAGAAGUUCCAGAGCAGUUGUCACUAGAGAAAACAUUACGUUUUGAUAUUGUUGAUUUAAAUCAGUAUUUAACAUGUGGACUGUGUAAAGGGUACCUGUAUGAAGCUUCAACCAUCACAGAAUGUAUGCAUACAUUCUGUAAGAAUUGUAUAGUACGACACUGUAUGGAGGUGAGCUUACAUUGUCCAGUCUGCAACAUUCUGAUACAUCCCACAGACCCAUUUGUACAUAUCAGGUUAGAUAGAAUGAUUCAAGAUAUUGUAUAUAAGAUUCUUCCAAACGUGGCAGAAACCGAGAUGAGGAAUAUAGAAGCUUUCUAUGAAGCACAUCCAGAAGAUAAACCAAAAGAAAUAAAAGAGGAACCAGAAAAUGAAGUUUCCCCACCAGAAGAAAAAGAAGUCAAACCAGCCAGGGACCAGUCUCAAAUGGUGUCACUAUUAUUAGAAUCAGAAAGUGAUACGACAGAGUGUGAAACUUUUGAAAGUUUAGAGAAGAAGUUUAUUAGAGUGACAGGCAGUGCUACAGUGGCCAAUGUUUGUGAAUUCCUGCGAAAGAAAUUGAACAUUGACAGCAAUAAACAGGUGGAGCUGUUUUGUUGUGGUGAUACUAUAGAAGAAGAUAACUUCACCUUGGAGAAAAUCAAGAAUAAGUUCUUUGGAGACGAGGAUUGUUUGAUGCUACUGCAGUACAAGAUUAGAGAAACCUGACAGAAAUGUGUUCCUAUCAGCAUGUGUUCACCACUUGUGUCAUGUUUUGGCAUAAUUCUACUCAUUAUCUUUACUAUAAACAUUUUAUGUUGGGAUAAAAGAAACAUGAAGAUGCAAACAACAGAUUGAUUAUUUUAAUAAUUACAAUAGCUUGUUUACAUAUGAUAUGUAGAAAUAAAUGGUAGAGGAAUACCUGAAUCAUGUACAAAGCUGAAAUGUAUGUAUUCUAGGCUGAAUAAGGGUCCAUCCGCCCUUUCAGGCACUGAGAGUGCGGGCUCCACAAAGCUGAAAUUUGAACUUGAUUACCUUUUAUCAUCAAUGACAAGGGAUUGCCUGUGAUCUACCUAUAUGACAUAAUUGAUUAACAUGCUUAUGUUGUAAUUUCAGUUGCAUUUUAGUACAGCAAGAUUUGAAGUGAUGUAUUUUAAUACAGAUUUGCCAGGAACAAAGAAAGGAUUUUGUUGAAGUGUUAUCUAAAUGUGUUACAUUGCAGAAUUGUUUGUCACAAGAUUUAUAACAGAAUUUAAGUUGCAUCUCAGCAAUAAUUGUUUAACUGCAAAAAAACACAUCUGCUGUAAAUGUACCUUAUACAUGUAAAUGUUUAUGUUAUUUUCUGACAGAAAUUGAAGUAACACGGGCUGUUAAGUAGGCCCAAAUUUUCGUAAAUUCCCUACUUGUUUAAUAUAACCCAAUAUUUCACUACUGUAAAAUCCGUAUUUUUCGGAUGCCUUGCAGUCAAAUAAAAAUAUAUAAAUCAGGAACAUAAUUAAGUCUUCUUUAAGUUGAAAUAUAACUACAAGAAUUAUGAUGUGAUGGAUACAUACAGACCAGGUCAAAGAGUUGUUCUUGUGUAAUAGAUGACUAUACAGUAAAAUAACUUUAAAGUAAUGUCAAAGCACAAGAACAACAGCCUCAAGUACUAAGAUCUUGUAUACUAUUUCCAAUGCAGUAUAUUUAUAUCAUUUUUGUUGGAACAAAAAUAAAUACACCUAAUAGCCAUACUUUUAAGUCCCUACUCAUUCCUUACUUUUAAAUAAUUAUUGAGCCCUUCUUUUGCUCUCUUUUUCAAAGGUCACUUGUCAGCCUUUGAUAACAGGACGCAAGGAUUAUUUUGUACUCUUUGUUUUUGUCUUUAUUUUGAAUAUGAUUAAAGAUGUUACUUA